Molecule: messenger RNA, 2086 nt
Organism: Rotaria sp. Silwood2
Lineage: Eukaryota; Metazoa; Rotifera; Eurotatoria; Philodinida; Philodinidae
Source: the annotation of a GenBank genome assembly
AAUUGACAGCAUCUUUGCCUUCAACUGGGAAAAAGUCGAUCGAGAACAUUUAGUUCUUGAACAUUCAAAACUUAUUGGCAUCUAUGAUGAACUCGAUCUAUUGUGUUUAUCAAUUCAAGAAUAAAUCGAUUUUGUUCACCGACAUUUAUGUACGUUCAGCUUCUGCGAUCAAAAUGAAUAUUUGACAAAAGAUCUAUCGCAACAAACUGCCGAUCUUCUUUGGUAUCAACUUUAUCAUGAUGUUCUCUUUGAGUUAACACAUGAUGAAAAAGCUAGACAAGAAAUGAUCGAUGCUUGUCGUUCCUACUAUCGAGAUAAUAUCAAAGAAUUGGAAGUGAUUGACAAGUUUGAAAAUGAAUAUCGAUCAGAAGAAGCUCUUCAAUGGUAUUUAAGAAAAUCAUUUAUCUACAAAAUCAUCAGCAAAGCAUUAAGAAUCAAAGAUUUCGAUCAGCUGUACACAUUUCGGUAUUUUAUGAAAGAUCUUACAGAAUGUCUCGAUCGAGAACAUCAAAAGAUUGUUGAAUCUGGUAAAGAAAUAUUAUUCAUGUAUCGAGGAAUGAAACUGACAAAUGAUCAAAUCGAGAAAUUCAAAGAAAACGAAAGUAAACUUGUUUCAAUCAAUGGAUUUUUCACAACAAGUAGUCUUUGUUCAACUGCAUUGAACCAAGCAAUGAAACUUUCGAAAGACACUGAUCUCAUCCUUGUUCUCUUAAAGAUCCAAUACCAUGUACAACAUCUGAACAACAGUGGCAUUGUUGCUGUCAACGUUCAUUUCGGUGAAUCUACAUAUGAAGGAGAACAAGAGAUUCUGUUCGACUUAAAUAUCACUUUUCGAUUGGAGAGUGUGAAAAUGGAGGAAGGCAUGUGCUUAAUUAAAAUGAAUGCAUCAAAUGAAGGUCAACUUAUCAAAGAAAACUUUAUCAAAGAUUCACGUCGUCAAAUGAAAAAUCUAAGCACCAGUAUUCUGUUUGGAAGAUUGAUGUGUGAUAUGGGUCAAUGGAAUCAAUCACAACAUUUCUUUGAACAUUUAUUGAACAACUCGAAUAUCUACAAUGAAGAUCUUACAAAGAUUGAAUGUAGUCUUGGUGAGGUUCUUCAAUGGAAAGGAGAAUGGAAUGAAGCACGGAAAUAUUAUGAUCGGGCUUAUGAUCGGAUAAUGAAUGUGAAACCCACACGGAUCAAGGAUUCAGCUGAUAUACUUUUGAAUAUUGGUAAAAUUUUCUAUCUAGAAGGAAAGUACGAAGAAGUUGGUGAUUACUAUGAACAAGCAUUAGCCAUGCGAGAAGAAAAUUAUUCCUUUACCAAGAUUAACAACCCUUGUGCACCGAAUCGUCGACGCCGUAAUGUGCUGAGUCGUAUUCGUGCGUCGUUCCAGUCAGUUUUAUUGAGUUCAGGGGGAUUAUUUCAUCCGUGUUCCGGACGACUUUGGACUAGAAAAUUUCGAGAAACUUCUCGUUGGUUUCGUUCGAAAUAUGCGACAAACAGAGCGGAGCCUGUUGACGAACAGUCAAGCCAAACUCACUUACAAGAAAUGUGUCGAAACUUACAGGAAACUGGUUGGUUACAAUUGAUGGAGAUUCACUUGGAUAAUUAUGUGCCUAUUGCUAUAAGUCUCCAUAGUUUCGAAAAAAUCCUCUUUCGACAAGCCAAGUAUGAUGAAGCACUUAUCUUUCAUAAACAAGCACUGGCAAUGCUCGAAGAAUAUUAUCAAUGUCCUCAUAUCGAUAUCGCCGUUUGUCUUGGCUAUAUUGGCCAGGUUCUUACAUAUAAAAGAAAAUACGACGAAACUCUUGACUUCUGUCAACGAGCAAUGUCAAUUUAUACAAAAUAUUAUCCAAAUGGUCAUGUAUACAUUGCCUCCACCCUCAAUUAUAUUGGUUACGUUCUCUAUCUUCAGGGCAAACAUGAUGAAGCUCUGAAGACUUAUGAACGAGUGUUGGCAAUGUUACAAAAGUAUUAUCCAUCGGACCAUGUCAAGAUUGCCGUUUGUCUCACUGCAAUAGGAAAUGUUCAUUAUGAACAAGGGAAAUAUGAUAAAGCCAUUGGGUUUCAGAAACAAGGACUGCAAAUUCUACAGAGAUAUUAG